Danio rerio (zebrafish) is the source of this 1041-nucleotide messenger RNA. RefSeq names its product IFI30 lysosomal thiol reductase a (gene ifi30a). Gene Ontology annotation, cellular component: lysosome; extracellular region. The record is from RefSeq and is marked provisional. Gene Ontology annotation, molecular function: oxidoreductase activity, acting on a sulfur group of donors, disulfide as acceptor. NCBI's taxonomy places the organism in Eukaryota, Metazoa, Chordata, Actinopteri, Cypriniformes, Danionidae.
AUCGCACCUUUUUCGCUGGAGGAAGAAGAAAGUUUAAAAUGUAGGACGUCCAGAUUUUUAUUCAGACUUCAAGACAAGCUGAACACUGGGAAUCAUCAUGUUCGGCUUUAACCUGUGCGUUGUGCUCGUCGCCGUGUUUUCUCUGAGUAAAUGCAGCGCUCGGUUUGUUUACUCCUGUAAAUAUCCGCCUUCACAAUGGUGCAGCUCCGAGGACAUAGCAGCUGAAUGUGGGGUGCUGGAACAAUGCAUGAAGUAUAACUCGACAAAGGCCGCUGACAAGGUGAAAGUGAGCCUCUACUAUGAAUCUCUGUGCCCAGGAUGCAGAAUGUUUCUUACAUCUCAGCUCGUGCCAACCUUGAUUAUGUUGCAAGACAUCAUGGAGAUUGAUCUGGUUCCAUAUGGAAACGCACAGGAGACACAAGCUCAAGGGAAGUACAUCUUCACCUGUCAGCACGGAGAAGAUGAAUGUCUAGGUAAUAUGAUUGAGACAUGCAUGCUGAAUAAACUAGGCUUGGAUGCUGUUAUGGUUAUUUUCUGCAUGGAGUCGGGAAACGAUGUGCUGAAAUCAGCCCAGCCUUGUCUUGGAGUCUAUCGUCCUGAUGUGACCUGGGAUUCAAUUAUGCAGUGUGUGAAGGGCGACCAAGGCAAUAAAUUAAUGCACGAAAAUGCAGUGAAAACCGAUGCACUGAAUCCGCCUCAUCAAUAUGUGCCGUGGAUAACCGUUAACGGAGAACACACAGAUGAUCUUCAGGACAAGGCGAUGGGUUCUCUCUUCAGUCUGGUGUGCAGCUUGUACAAGGGUCAAAAACCAGCUGCUUGUACUCUAGGGCUGAAGAAGAACACCAACAAUUACUGUAUGAACUAAUCAGGGUAUCUGAAAACAACACUACUCGCGUCAGGGAUGAAGACAGUGUAUGAAACCAAAGCAAGCACAUGCUGAAAUGCAGAUUUUUUAUUUGAAUAAUUAGUUUGCUGUUGUUAUUUUUUAUAUGUACAUGAAAGUAUGCAUGCAUACAAUGUAUUAAAAGCUAAUUUCCAUUA